GGGAAUCAUCCAGGAGUUUGAAAAGUGAGAGAGAAGUUCGAAGGCAGUGAUGACUUUUCUUCGUUUCUAGCGACCAAGAGCUGAAAUCAGAGUAAUUCAGGACCAAGAUGGAGUCCCUUUCAGCACAGUUUGAUGACCUGAUGCGCCAGAUGCAGGUUCUGGCAGAUCCAGCUGAGUACAAAUUCCUUGAAUUUUUAGACCACGAAGAGAAAAAUCGGGUUCAGUUAAGAGAACUUGAAGCAGAAGUGAGUCGUCUUAAUGAGCAAGCAACCAGAUACCAAAAGGAAAUUAAAAGCCUGGAGAUGAAAUUAAAAAAUGCAAAGCACAUGCUAGAUGUAGAAAAGGCCAAGAGAAUCACGACAGAAAAAGAGAAAAAUGAUUUGGCAGGACAAAUUGGUUUGGUCAUGGAGUUGUUGGGAAGAGGGCAGGUCAAUGAGACAAGAGAAAGACUACAACAGUUACAGCACUCGUUUACCUUUAGUGGAACAGCAACAAAUCAGCGGCGAAGUACAAGAGAUUUGUCCCCAGGGCCUCUCUCUACUAUCACAGAAGACAAUGACACAAUGGGUUCCAUCCUUAGUGUAUCAGACAUUGAUAUUACUGAGGAUGAUUUAGAAGAAUCACGUCUCAGAUCAGGACGCUCAUUCAAACGCAGAUCUUCACCAGAACGCCAGGAUUCCUCUAAGGGAAAGAGGCGCUCAGGCAGGAGAAGUGAGGAGAUCCAGAGCCAUGAGGUGAAGACUCAAGUCACAUACUAUACACAAGGUGAUGAAAUUAAGAAAGUCCAUACAGAGACGAAAAUCAAGCCAUCAGCACCUCCACUUUCCACAGGUGACCGUUAUAUAGAUCAGUACAGCUGUGACACUUUUUCUACUGCAUGCCUCACUUGGAAUGCAUGUGUCUCACAUGAAGAGACUGAGGUUAGCCAACUUAAAAAACCCACCCACGGCCAGACUCUCAAUCCACCCUCAACUCCACAUAUUCCUCAGACUGCAUACUCACCACACUUCCCGAACCCAUUAACACCUCAGAAACAGGGCACCGGUCAGUUGUACUACACUCCUACACACACUCUUGUUACACCAAUAUUGCGCACCCAUUCUUCAGUUACAAAGAUGAACCAAAGACCUCAUGCCUUCUACACCAAGACUAUAUACAAGACUGAACAUUGUCAGCCAUGUGGCAAAAGAAUUAAGUUUGGUAAGAUUGCCCUUAAGUGUCGAGACUGCCGUGCUACCUGUCAUCCCGAGUGUCGUGAAUCUGUGCCACUCCCUUGCGUUCCUACAGCUAACACUCCAACUGCAAAGGGGCAAUUGGGGACCAUUGCUGACUACACAUCUCGUAUGCCCCCAAUGGUUCCUGCCUUGGUGGUCCAUUGCACCAAUGAGGUAGAAAACCGCGGUUUGAGUGAAGUUGGAAUUUAUCGAGUACCAGGAGCAGAAAAGGAUGUGAAGGAACUAAAGGAUCAAUUUCUGCGAGGUAAAGGCAUGCCUAACCUGUCCCAGCUUGAUAUCCACGUUGUUUGUGGUGCUCUUAAGGACUUCAUGAGGUCACUAAAGGAACCCCUUGUCACCCACCUCCUCUGGCGAGACUUUACAAGUGCUGCAGAAAAGUCGGAGGCCCAAGAUUACCUUGCAGCUCUCUACCAGGCAAUCUCAGAGUUACCACAGCCCAACAGGGACACUUUGGCCUGGGUCAUGACUCAUCUUCAAAGGGUAGCUGAAUGUCCUGAAUGCAAAAUGCCAGCUAGCAACCUAGCCAAGGUGUUUGGGCCUACACUUGUAGGAUACUCAGUACCAGAACCUGAUCCAGCCACUAUGUUGACUGAAACUCGUCAACAGCAAAUGGUCAUGGAAAAGCUGCUUGAAAUCUCCACAGACUACUGGAAUACUUUCAUUAAUGUUACUGAUGAAAAUGUGCACCAGGGAGUUCAGCAGCUUCCUACUCCAGAAGGUGGCACUCUCCUUGGAGGGUUCCCAUCCUCCAAUACACGUCGACGCUCUAUACUUACUCGCACUCCACUAGCCGCUAGGGAAACUCCAAAGAACCGCUAUGUCUUCCGGAAGUGAGGUUACUGAAAUCUUUUUUGUUUGAUACAAAACAAGAUGGACAUAAUAUUAUUUUAUAAAUUGUAUUACUAGGGCAAUAUGUGCCAAAAGAAAUUGUAUACUUUAACGAUGCUUCUAGUUUAGUUUGUCUUGUGUAUAUAUGUUUCAUUUAUUUCAUAUUUGUAUACAUGUGUGUGAGUGUGUCUGUGUGUGUGCGUGUGUGCAAGUUUACAUUGUUUUGUCUGCACAUGCACUUAUGUAACUGUACAAAAGGAAAGAUGAUUAGAUGCUGAUAUAGUAGUGUGAAGUGGAGGAAUUGAAAUUGUGGUACUAGGACUUCAGCCAUUCCUUUGCAUCAGAAUUGAGCCUAUUAUGAUGAUUAUGUUAUACAAAUUUAUACCACUGUAAGAGAAGUUUAUCUACUGAUAUUCUAGUUUUAAGAUUUUUCCAAUUAAGUAUUUUUGUAAUAACCUUACAUUCUGAAGUAUUGCGUCACAGUUGUACAGAUUUUGUUAAUAACCUGUCUUUUAACCUUGUUACAUCUGGUAUGAAUGCAACAUCUAGUUUUCAAUUAUUACUGUUAGUCAUGAGACAAUACAUUAAAUAUAUACUACAUUAAUGCAUGUAAAUAAUGGGUCAGGUCAUAGCCAGACAAAUUCUCUUAAACAGAUGCUUUACUGUGAAAUUGAUUAUAAUCAUUAGUGUUAUUUUUUUUGUUUUUAUUGACUAUUUUUUAUCUAUCCACACCAAAGGAGUAUUGCGAGAUAUGUAUGUUUCUUUUAUCUUAUUUUUAAUGUGCAUUAUUGAUACAUUUCACAUUACUCGUAAUUUUGCAGAUAAUCUAUUCUUAUUUUUUGUAUUUUUUAGGAAACUUCUCACCUGAAGAAAAUUAUAUAUAUUGUUGGA
Messenger RNA from Penaeus indicus, 2954 nucleotides. Its product is annotated as rac GTPase-activating protein 1-like. The record is from RefSeq and is a predicted model, not a curated record. NCBI's taxonomy places the organism in Eukaryota, Metazoa, Arthropoda, Malacostraca, Decapoda, Penaeidae. The transcript has 15 exons. Gene Ontology annotation, biological process: mitotic spindle midzone assembly; mitotic cytokinesis; Rho protein signal transduction. The coding region runs from base 108 to 2069 and encodes 653 amino acids. Gene Ontology annotation, cellular component: nucleus; spindle midzone; cleavage furrow. Gene Ontology annotation, molecular function: GTPase activator activity.